Messenger RNA from Drosophila rhopaloa, 1056 nucleotides. RefSeq names its product phenoloxidase-activating factor 2-like. Bases 1 to 1002 code for a protein of 333 amino acids. Gene Ontology annotation, molecular function: serine-type endopeptidase activity. NCBI's taxonomy places the organism in Eukaryota, Metazoa, Arthropoda, Insecta, Diptera, Drosophilidae. The record is from RefSeq and is a predicted model, not a curated record. Gene Ontology annotation, biological process: proteolysis. The transcript has 2 exons.
AUGGUUUGCCAUCAUGGAUUACGUUCCAUACUCUGCCUGCUUCUGGCCAUUUACGAAGUCAAGGCCCGGUUUUGCACCGGCUCCAUUGAAAACAAGUGCGUGCCGCUAGAAUCCUGCAGGAUAGACUCCUCGAACAGAUACAGCAACUGGGGAUGUCGCACUACGGAAACCUGCUGUGCCGAAUCAGAUAUUAUUCAACAUCGACUUCCGAUCAUGCGGGAAUGUGGCCACGUCAACAAGAAGACGGUGACCUUCACCUUAGCGGGGCUUGAAAACAUGGCCCAGGAGGCCGAGCAGCCAUGGGUGGUGGCUGUGCUGGAUGCCACAAGACUCAAAUAUAAGGCAUCCGGUUCCCUCAUUGCCCAGGAUCUGGUCCUAACAGCCAACCAAGUAAUUGCCGAUCUAAACGCGAACGAGCUUAUUGUUCGGGCUGGCGAAUGGGACUUUAGUACCAAUACAGAGAGGGACCAACAUGUCGACGUUGCCGUCCGUAAUAUCGUUCGCCACCCCGAUUUUUCUGGUGCUAAUGGAGCCAACAAUGUUGCCCUUCUGUUCCUCGCCGAUUCGUUUCCACUAACCCGCAACAUUGGUCUCAUUUGCCUACCACCGCCGAACCGGAACUUCAUCACGAGGCAAUGCAUCGUCGGUGGCUGGGAUGAAUUCAAGGAAGACCGAUUGUCGAAAACCAUGAAGAGGACGGAGGUUCCUGUGAUCGACAGCCAAACGUGCGAGCGGCAACAGCUAGAAUAUUAUCCCCCAGAAUUCAGCCUCGAUAACAGCCUGUUGUGUGUUGACGGCAGGAAUUCGUGGAAGGGCUACCGUGGAGUCCCGCUGGCUUGUCCGCUCCAAAGCGAUCCACAGAGGUACGAGCUGGCCGGCAUCCUUAGCUUCGGAUUUCUACACCCAGGCAACAUCCCUCCAGUCUUCACUGAUGUUUCCAAAAUCCGCAGCUGGAUUGACCAGGAGCGUUCUUGUUUAAUCCCAAUAGUAAACUACCCUUAAAAGACUUAAUUUAAAAGCAAAACUCUCAAAAUAAAAGAACAAAUUUUAAAUCAA